Messenger RNA from Mauremys reevesii (Reeves's turtle), 4378 nucleotides. It is a transcript of the gene SH2D4A, whose product is annotated as SH2 domain containing 4A. Lineage: Eukaryota; Metazoa; Chordata; Testudines; Geoemydidae. The record is from RefSeq and is a predicted model, not a curated record. Bases 379 to 1749 code for a protein of 456 amino acids. Gene Ontology annotation, cellular component: cytoplasm. Gene Ontology annotation, molecular function: phosphatase binding. The transcript is spliced from 9 exons.
UUCCACACAGUAUCAGUGAAAUUUACUGGGGCAGAAAAAGAAUGUUCUCACUAUAAAUCUUGGCAAUUCAUCCCUGGACGAUCAAGGACAGAGCUUUUCUUUAAGCUCUGCCGGCAAGUUCAGAUCUCCUGUGAUUUCCGUGAAUCAUAAUUGGAGGUUCCAAGCUACUUAUUUACUUUUUUCAGUCUGUGCAGGAAGUCUUAGCUAAAAUAGGUGGAGAGAUGAGAUUAUAAUUGCCAUGGUGAGUCUGAGUUCCUGCUGCCUGCUCUGGGUGUGGAGAGAUUUUUUUGGUGUUGGUGCGGCUGUACCUGGCCUGGGAAGGAGAAUCCUGUCUUCGAAGCGUGUUGCCAGGAGUGCUGAUGUGCCAGAGCCGCGGCCAUGCUGCAGCAGAUCCUGGCAGACAUGUACAUCGAUCCUGAGCUGCUGGCAGAGCUCAGUGAGGAGCAGAAACAGAUCCUCUUCCUCAAGAUGAGGCAGGAGCAGGUCAGACGGUGGAAGGAGACAGAAGCUGCCACAGACAAGAACUCAGCGAAGAAAGUGACCCAGAGGAAAGUACAUGGGAAGUCGGUGAAGUGGAAGCUCGGCACGGACAGUGAAGUCUGGGUCUGGGUCAUGGGCGAGCACGCGUCGGAUAAGCCUUACGAUGUGAUCUGUGAGGAAAUCCAGGCACGGAGGGCUCAGCAGGAAGCAGGGGAAGCCAGAGGAAGUCAAACAUUCCUUGAACCGGCUGUACCAUGGUCCCUGCAUUCUCAGCCAGAAGCCCUGGGUGAGGGAGAUGCCAAAAGGAAGGAGGAAGAAACUGGAGAGAGGGAGAAGGAAGAUGUGAUAACAGCUGCUAAAAAGGAGAGAAGCUGGGAUCAUGCUCAGGCUGUUCCCACUAAUGGCAGAGACGUGCAGCAGAUGUUGGCCGAUUCCAAGGCUCAGACGAGGAAGUACGACUUUCAGCAGGGGAAGGAAUUAGCAAGGAGGAGGCCAGGAGGGAUGAGAGCAUCUGCGGAGAGUGCACUGCACACCAACACCGACCGGAAGGAGGCCCAGGAGUCAGGGCAGAAAUCGGACAAGGACGAUCCCGAGUGGCAGGAAUCCUUGAGGAAAUCCAAAGCCGCUGACGAGCGGAGACGCUCCAUUGCCAAGCAGGCCAGGGACGACUACAAAAGGCUGUCGCUGCAAGGGAUCCGCAAAGGGAAGGUAGCCGAAGUGUCCAAGAAUUUUGGGAGCCAGGAGCAGAGCUUGCCCCCCCGGCCUUCCCUUCCACCCAAGCCUAAAACCCUAAACUCUGGGGGAGCCAAUGGGAGGCCUCACAGGAAUCCGGGCGUGCAGAGGACCAUCUCCACUUCCACCCAGGAGAGCAUCAUCAGGUGGUUUAAAGAAGAGCAGUUUCCUCUUCGGGCUGGUUAUGAGAAAUCCACGGACAGGAUAGCACCCUGGUUCCACGGUAUCGUAACCCUCAGGCAAGCAGAGGAGCUCCUGAGCAAAUCAGUGCCCGGGAGCUUUCUGAUCCGGGUCAGUGAGAAAAUCAAAGGCUACGCACUCUCCCUUCUGUCCCUGGAGGGCUGCAAGCACUUUCUAAUAGAUGCCUCCAGCAACUCCUACAGCUUCCUGGGAGUGGACCAGUUGCAGCAUUCGACACUGGCCGACCUUGUCAACUACCACAAGGAGGAGCCCAUCACUUCUUUGGGGAAGGAGCUGCUGCUUUACCCAUGUGGCCAACAGGGCCCGGAACCUGACUACCUUGAUCUCUUUGAGUGAAAGCCUCCGUUCCCACCUUGUGACACACGCCCGUGCCUUCCCCUGAACGAACAGAUGAACGGUUGUCCGAGAGACAGACCCCAUAAUGCCCAGCCAGCACCGAUCAAGUGAAAUCCUCUGCACAAGUGUCCAUAUCUGAAAAUGUUUAGCACCAAAGCAGCGAAACGGCAAUUAGUGCUGGGCGCUGCUCUCUGUUAGCAGCAGCAGCUGCAGCAUUCAGCAGCCUAGCAAGCCAGGAAGGAGCGCUAGCAGCUUCAGCCUUAUUGUUGUAGGGUUAGCUCAGGAACAAAGCUGUCGAAGGAAGAUACUGCCAUGUGUUAGUUUGUGUAAAUGACUCUGGGCUGUCUCUGAUUAAGCUACAUUUUGCCCUCAACUACUGCAGCAUAAAUUGCCAUUAAAGGGAUGUUGUGGGAUGUUUGCCGGAGGUGCAGUGAAAUUAGUAUUUUAAAGUCUGUUCAAAGGGGGUGAAGCCACAUCAAGGAGGGGACCUGGCCCCUCGUGGUAAGGUGCAUAAUUGCAGCUCAAUCCUGCAAGAGGCUGAGUCCUCUGGAGUCAGUGGGAGUAGAGGUCGGUCAAUGUGCUGCAGCAUCGGGCCCACCAUAAAAUCCACCCCAUGAAUAGGGGCCAGCACAAGACCUGUGCAGCGCAUGAACCCACAUAGUCCCUUAAUAUAGGGCUUCAGUGGGGCUUACUCGGUGACUAAGCUUUGUGCUGGCCCCUCUGCACGGGGGGAGGGGGAAUGAUGCCCUUUGGAGAUGGAAGGAAACGGCAAGUUCGUUAAAUAAAGAAACCAAGUGGGAAUCUGGCUGAGAAGUUUUAACCCUUGCACACAGAGCCUGGGCUAUUUUACAUCCAGCCUCCUGGGCAGCCUUUUACUGUUAAUCGUCAGUAUUACUCAACUCCAGUGUGGACAUGAACAAUGAGAGAUGCCUGCCAAUAAAGUACCCAGUCUCUUUACCCUAAUGUAACUGUUUAUUGAAGUCCUGCAAAUCACAGAAGGCACAUUUCCGAGCUAACUGCUCAUGCUGAAUGUAGCUGGGCCUUCUACUUUUUCUUUGACAUAACAGCUGAGCUUGUAGUAUUUGUCCUGAGAGCUGCAGUAUGAAAUAUCAAGGCAUAGACUUGAGAAGAUGCUAAAAUGUGUCUUAGCAUCAGUACCAGGAUUGGUGGUGCAUAUUAUGAAAAUCAGAUAAAUUAUCUCCCUCCCCUCCACUAAUGACAACUUGCAAGCUCUGCAGUCUUCAAAAUUGUGAACAAAAAAUCAGUCCAGUUUCAGUUUAAAUUACCAGUUAAUUUCUCUUCUUCCAUGUGGCUUGGGGUUGUUCCGCACAACUUAAGAAAGCCAUCAACACAAAGUCCUUCAGGUCAUUUUGAAAAGAGUAUCCGGCACCUUACUUCUAUUCUGUCUCCUAUGCAAUGUGGUGGAUUUGCCAUCACUUGAAGUCUUCAAAUCAAGGGAAGAUGUGAUUCUAAAAAUAAUGCGUUGUAGCCCAGCAACAAGAGAUGGGCUUGAAGCAGGAAGGACUGGGUGAAGUUUUUAUGCCCUGUGCUAAGCAGGAGGGCAAAUUAGAUGAUCACCAUGGGCAUUUCUGGUCUUAAAAUGUAUAUGCUGCAUAACCACUUGCCACACGGUAGAGGCGAGCCUGCCUUCCACCUCUAUCCCACUCAACACACUUAGGAUUACGUUUCAUUUUUUACAGAGGAGAUUGGUCGAAGCAGUACAAGUGUUUAAGAGACUGUUGCUCUCUACCAAUCCUCAGCAGUUACUGACGCACUCCAGGCUCUACAUGAUCCCGAAUCAUAAACACACUUACAGCUUAUGGAGAGCCCACAGUUCAUACUCAUCAAGUGAAAAAUGACCUGCCUGAUCCUGCAGUGCGGGCAGAGAGCCGCUCUGAAACCUGCCAACAUGCACCAGCAAAAACUGCCCUCUCGGAAAACUUAAUAAAAAAAAAAGUCAUACAUGGCCACUGACUCAACCACCCGCUUUCACCAACCUGCCAGUUACUUCAGUGCAGGACGUGUCUUUGAGCCAAAUCAAGCACAACACCUUGACAUUUGUGAGUCCACAGGAUUUGAAAAUAUCUCACUGCUUGAAGCCAACAUUCCAGCACAGAGCGCGUAGCUGGCUGACUGUGGAGCCGGUCAAGAAUUGCGGAACAAGGAUGUUUUCCAGUUCUGGAGCAGCAUGGUGGCCAGAUUCCCAGCUCUGGCAGCAGCCGCCCUGCGAUGCUUAGCAGUACCAGGCUACGGCAUGGGCGAUGACCCCUCCUCCUCAUCUUGUAAAAAUGUGCUUGGGGACAACAGCCGCCGCGUCUGGGAAUAACUUGUCAGACCAAAAUGGCAACACUUUGCAAAAGAGAUUUGGACAAAAAUAACUGAUUUUUAGUAUAUAGCUUUUCAUUAAUAUGCAGCUCUAAAGGCAACACAGUCUACUUUGACAGGGCAAAGAAAACAAGUGCAUUAAUGUUGUGUGUAAAUGUUACGCUGUCAGACUUUGUUAAAGUGUCACAUUGUUUGUUGCUGUCACCAUACCCUGAUUUUGUACAUUUUUGCCAUGGAUGUUCUGUGAAUUUUGCCUAAUUUUACUGUGACAAAAUCGUCUCCAUAACCACGGGCUUCCUGUGGA